Molecule: messenger RNA, 747 nt
Organism: Paramecium tetraurelia
Lineage: Eukaryota; Ciliophora; Oligohymenophorea; Peniculida; Parameciidae
Exons: 4
Biological process (GO): maturation of LSU-rRNA from tricistronic rRNA transcript (SSU-rRNA, 5.8S rRNA, LSU-rRNA)
Cellular component (GO): cytosolic large ribosomal subunit
Molecular function (GO): structural constituent of ribosome; RNA binding
Source: RefSeq, a predicted model, not a curated record
AUGUCGACCUAAAAAUCAUAAAUCUAAGUGGAAUAAAAAUUACCAGAAAAUAUUGCCAAAAGAUAAUCAAGAGACUCUAAAUUGAAAGCUCUUAUUUACAAACGAAGAGUUGAUAGACUAGCUGCCAAUAAGUAAGCAAGAGCAUUAUGGGAGAAAAAUGCUUAAGCCUACGAAGCAGAAUAUAAGGCAACAGAUAAAAGUUUAGUCGAUAAUAUACGCAAGGCUAAGGCUGACGGUGGUUUCUAUGUACCAGCCGAAGCCAAGUUGAUGCUUGUCAUUCGAAUCAGAGGUAUCAACACCUUAAACCCAUAAGUCAGAUAGACUCUUAGACUUCUUAAAUUGAGAUAACUUCAUAAUGCUGCUUUUAUCAGGAUCAACAAAGCCACCAUUGAAAUGAUUAGAAAGGUUGAACCAUACAUUACUUAUGGUUACCCAUCAAGAACUUUAAUAAAGAACCUCAUUUACAAGAGAGGAUAUGCUAAAAUCAAUGGAUAAAGAAUUCCUUUGACUUCAAACAACAUAAUUGAAGAACAAUUAGGAAAAUCUGGAAUUCACAGUGUAGAGGAUCUCAUUCAUGAAAUCACAACAGUUGGACCGCACUUCAAAGAAGCCAACAGAUUGUUAUGGGCUUUCAAAUUAAGAGGACCAAGAGGAGGAUUUAUAGCUAAAAGAAGAUCAUUUAUUAACUAAGGUGAUUGGGGAAAUAGAGAAGAUCUCAUAAAUGAUUUGGCCAAGAGAAUGAUCUGA